AUGGAAGGAUUGAUACCACUUCUGAUGCAUGCCGUGAAGAAGCACAGUCUUCACAACAGCUAUCGAGUCCUCUCCCUCUCCACUGGUUCCACUGGUUCAUCCCACCGCAUGACAAGGUUGGAGUUUCAGCCACCCACGGCGGAGUACAUGACUCAUAGAUCAGGGUUUGGUGCUGGUUCCCAAUCAAUGAGCUUCAAUAAAGGUUCCACCAGUUCAAUCCCAAAUACAUAUCAUGCUUCAAAGCUCAAGAUUUUGGGACCAAUUUCUAACUCCAUUUCUUCAACAAAGGUGUGGUUAAAACUUUUGGGACAAAUUUCUAACUCCAAUUCUUCAACAAAGCAACAUCAUGUCUAUUGA
Messenger RNA from Lactuca saligna, 357 nucleotides. The record is from the annotation of a GenBank genome assembly. Lineage: Eukaryota; Viridiplantae; Streptophyta; Magnoliopsida; Asterales; Asteraceae.